Lutzomyia longipalpis is the source of this 1093-nucleotide messenger RNA. RefSeq names its product RNA-binding protein 8A (gene tsu). Gene Ontology annotation, molecular function: mRNA binding. The record is from RefSeq and is a predicted model, not a curated record. The transcript has 3 exons. Gene Ontology annotation, biological process: RNA splicing. The coding region runs from base 92 to 586 and encodes 164 amino acids. NCBI's taxonomy places the organism in Eukaryota, Metazoa, Arthropoda, Insecta, Diptera, Psychodidae. Gene Ontology annotation, cellular component: nucleus; exon-exon junction complex; cytoplasm.
GUUUUAUUUGUGUGCGUGAGCAGCUUCAAAACUCCGGAAAAUCUUCACAAAUUCGUGAAUUUUGGUGUGAAAAACCGUGAAAAGUGCUACAAUGGCUGAUGUUUUGGACAUUGACAAUGCUGAAGAUUUCGAAGAUGAUGAUGGAGACCAGGGGAUUGUACGGCUAAAGGAGAAGGCACGAAAGCGAAAAGGACGUGGUUUUGGCAAUGAGAGCUCCUCACGUCAACCCAUACAUGACUACGAGAGUGUCCGGAUAGAGGAUGACGAUGAAUUGGAUCCCGGACCACAGAGAUCCGUCGAGGGUUGGAUUUUGUUUGUAACAUCAAUUCACGAGGAAGCACAGGAGGAUGACAUUCAGGAUAAGUUCAUUGAGUACGGGGACAUCAAGAAUAUUCAUUUGAAUCUCGAUCGACGCACGGGCUUCCUCAAGGGGUACGCUCUUGUGGAAUAUGAGACCUUCAAGCAGGCUCUAGCGGCGAAGGAGGCCCUCAAUGGGUCCGAUAUCCUCGGGCAGACCAUUGCAGUUGAUUGGUGUUUCGUCAAGGGUCCCAAGAGGACGAAGAAAUUGGAGCGAAAACGCAGAUAAUUCAUUCCGGGAAGGUGUUGCGGUGGCCCAACGUCCGGAAGGGGAGCUGAGAGUGAAUAAAUUGAUGACAAAAAAAAAAACCCGAAAUUCUGCAUAGUUUUUCAUUUUAUUUCCCAUCCACAAAAGCCAUCUCAUCUGCUUCCCUGCUUCCAAAAAACUAUGCACAUUUUUUAUGAAUCAAAUCAUAAAAAUUCAUUUUCUUCAUAAAAUUAAUCAUUUUUUUGCGCCAGAAGUGUGCCAAAUUACAGCCUGAUUGAAAUUUUUAUUAAUUUCUUUUUCAAAAUUAUAAAUUUAAAAAAAAAUAAGAAAACUAAAUGGAUUUUGAUUCAUAAAAAAUUAUUGGAUUUUCUUACGGAAAAAUUAGACUAUUUUCUCUUUGUUAAUAUACCUCCUUCAACGUUUUUCUUCUCUUUUUUUUUUAAAUAAUAAUUUGACUAUUUUCAUCUUCUCUCAAUGUUUUUUUUUCUUGCAUUUUCUGUGUAUAAAUAAAGAUACUUUUUGGUAAAA